Saccostrea cuccullata (small rock oyster) is the source of this 1576-nucleotide messenger RNA. Its product is annotated as clumping factor A-like. Lineage: Eukaryota; Metazoa; Mollusca; Bivalvia; Ostreida; Ostreidae. The coding region runs from base 137 to 1111 and encodes 324 amino acids. The transcript is spliced from 3 exons. The record is from RefSeq and is a predicted model, not a curated record.
GAAUUCUGGCAUUCUGAUCCCCACUAUAUAAGGGCCUGCUCUAGUCUCAGACAGCAGCACGAGCUUGCAAAUCAUAAACAGCCGUUGGAAAACUAGAAGAAAUUGUCUAGAAAAUACAGCGGGGUUUAUUUGAAUCAUGCGCACGUGUCUGAUACUUUUCGCUCUUUUAGGCCUUGUGGCCCUUUCCCAGAGUUCACCAAUACCAUGCAACGGUGCGGAAUGUGAAUACGAUUAUAAUUACGACUGUGGAAAUGGUGGAUGUGAUUACGGAGAAAACGGAGGAGAUGGCGGAGACAACGGAGACGACGACUCCAGCUCUGGAUCUGAUGACGGAGACGGCUCCAGUUCUGACUCCGACUCCGAUUCUGACUCCGACUCCGAUUCUGAUGGAUCAGACUGUGAUGAUGACUCAGGAUCUGAUUCCAGCUCAAGUUCCUCAGACUCAGAUUCAAGCUCAGAUUCCAGCUCAGGUUCCGACUCUGGCUCCGGAUCAGGAUCUAGUUCAAGUGAUUCUAGCUCAGGUGAUGAUGAUAGUGAAUCGGAUUGCGAUGAUGAAGAUUCCAGCUCUGAUUCUGAUUCAGAUUCCGAUUCUGGAUCAAGCUCCGGAUCAAGCUCCUCCGACUCCGAUGAUGAAGAUGACGAAGACUGCGAUGAUGAUGACGACUCAGGAUCAAGCUCAAGCGAUUCCGACUCAGGAUCAAGCUCAAGCGAUUCCGACUCUGGAUCAAGCUCAAGCGACUCCGACUCAGGAUCAAGCUCAAGCGAUUCUGACUCAGGAAGUUCCAGCUCCGACUCUGACUCUGACUCCGACAGUGAUUGUGAUGACGACAGCGAUAGCGGCUCAGAUGGUGGCGACUCUGGCGAUGGCGACAACGGCUCCGGAUCUGGCGACUCUGACGGAUCAGAUGGUAGCGACUCCGAUAGCGACUCAAGCAGCAGCAGCAGCAGCUCCAGCUCUGACAGCGAUUCAGACAGCGGCGAUGGUGACGGUGGUUAUGGUAAUGGAGAUUACGGAUGUGACGGUUAUGGAUGCGAUGGUGGUAAUGGCGGCGAUGGUGGUGAUGGUGGAAUGGGUGGUGAUGGCGGACACGAGGAAGAGGAGGAUAAAUAGAUUAUCAGUUUUUAGUUUUCCUUUACAAUCAAUGAAAACUUUUUUCCAAUGCACCAUGCCAAACUUUGUGAUUGAAUCGUUACGUUUUCAAGUCAAGAGUCCUUUUUCCGGAGAUUAAAGACAAGUAUUAUGAAUAAGAAAAAGAUGUAAUUUAUAUUUCGAAUAUAGACUGUGUAUUCAAUUUCAUAUACAUUGUACAAUCAUUCAAUUAGAUAAGUAGAAUUACAAACUUUCGUUAAAAUGCUUUGGAAUUCGAAAUUUUAUUUUCUGAUUUUCGAUUCUUAAAUUUCAAACAAAUUUCACAUUAUUGUGCAUGUCCAAGGGACUAUGAAAACGUUAGUUAUGCAUAAUAAAUUUUAAAUGUAAUUUAUGUUUUUGUAUUUUUGUAUUGCUCAUGUUUUUCUUUUGUUACCUCAAGUAAUUGUUUUGUAAACAGAAUGCAACUCAAUAAAUUAUUGAACAAAA